UUUAAAGGAACAAUUUAAAAAUUUUAUUGAAUCAUAAAAAAUGAUUUUAAACAAAGAAUCACUAUGUAUAAACAAAAUAAAACCAUCUCUGCUCCACCGAGCAGUACGAGACUCAGACCAUUCAAAAAUCGACCAACUUCUGGAGAAUCCAUCAACAGACAUUAACAAAAACAUCUACUACUGGGACACAGCACUGCACCUAGCAGUGCGCAACAGCGACAUCUCUUUGAUCUCAAAAUUAUUAGACCAUGGUUCAAAAAUUAACGAACUAUCUUUCGCAGAAGGUUACACGCCGCUGCACCUGGCAGUGAUGAGCAAGAGCCUGGCUGUCGUCGAGCUUUUAGCCAGGCGAGGUGCGGAAGUAAACGGAAUGUCGACGAACCACAGCCAGAGGUUCUGGACCCCUUUGCACUUCGCAGUAUCUCAAAAUAAUUACCCAAUGGUAGACUUGUUAUUUAGGUUCAAUGCAGACAUUAACGGUAUCCAUGUUAAGUGUAGGGACAUUAGCCACAAAUCUUCGGUGAGAACUAAAGUCAGAGAUUAUUACUACAAAACUCCUCUGCAUGUUGCGGUGGAUUACCACCAGCUGGAGACAGUCAGGUACUUGUUGAAUCUCGAGCAGGUUGACAUAAAUGCGAUCGACAGUGUCUAUGCGAACAAGUACGCUUCGAUUCUGUACGAAGCGAUGAGGAACGAGUGCUUGGAAACCUCUAGGUUGCUGCUGGAUGCCGGGCUUGAUGUAAAUGCUGUUAAUGAGGAGAAUUUCUCUGUCCUGGAGUGUAUUCACCAGCCGCAUAAUGACUCCUGGAGAAGGGAUGGGGAGAAUUUUUGCGUGGUUGUUGUUAAGAAACAUCUGGUUAAGCUGGAUGUCAUUGACCAUCACCUCAUCCAGCAGAACCUCAGCGCGAUUAGUGGAUCUGAGCUUGAUGAAUUUAGGCGAGACUGUUUCAAGGAGAUACAAGUUCUCAGGAGGACUAGGAUCGAUGGCACUAACUUGACUUACUAUUGCAUACUUUUUAAAUCUGAGAGAACUCUUGCCGUGUUUUCGAGAAAUGUUGAUCAAAGUGUUAAUAAUUACGAUCAUCUGGUUAGGAGACUGCCUAUUUAUGGGGGGAUUAUUUAUUUUAGGCUCAAGCAGGUCUUGAAGAGGUGCAGGUUACUCAAAGCCGCUGAAAAGAGUAUUUUUGAAAUAUUUAGAAUCUUGCCUGACACUUUUGUUAGGGAAAUUUUUUUGUAUUUGAGCAACGAGGAUCUUAAAGUUUUGAUUGCUUGAUUUUGAGUGAGUUUGUGGAAUAUUUAAGGGACGGAAAUUUGACAUCAGGAAAAAAUUUUUUAUUUAAAUUCCAUUUUUAGAAACUAAAAAAUUAUUGAUAUAAUUUUUUAAAAAUAAUUUUUUGAAUAUGUCUAUUCAAAUGUAAAAAAAUCCUGACUAAUCCACGGUGUGUAAAUUUAAAGGGCCUUAUAUUCAUGCGGUGUGGAUUUAUCAGGAUUUUUUUACGUGUGAAUAAUGACACUGAAGUUGGCAGACAUCUAGAAAUUUUUGAUUUUU
Messenger RNA from Cotesia glomerata, 1549 nucleotides. Its product is annotated as receptor-interacting serine/threonine-protein kinase 4-like. The coding region runs from base 41 to 1273 and encodes 410 amino acids. Gene Ontology annotation, biological process: positive regulation of transcription by RNA polymerase II. Lineage: Eukaryota; Metazoa; Arthropoda; Insecta; Hymenoptera; Braconidae. The transcript has 2 exons. Gene Ontology annotation, molecular function: protein binding; transcription cis-regulatory region binding. Gene Ontology annotation, cellular component: nucleus. The record is from RefSeq and is a predicted model, not a curated record.